UUAUAACCCCGACCACAUGAUAUGGUCAUAAAAAAAGCUAAUCACUAAACACACUACAUGAUUUAUUAUUAAGCUAAAACGACUUUAAGUCUGGAACAACUCUUUUUUUUUUUUUUUUUUAAAGGGGGAUAACUCUCUUAUCACCUAAUCGGCUAAUCCAGCUUUUUAUUGGUAGUUAGUUAAUUUACUUUUAAAACGGACUAUAAGAACAAAAAGAUGUGCUAAUCCUUAAGAUUUCCUGGUUUGUAUCUUGUAAAUUAGCUAACAGUAGCAGUGAGCCAGUGAUAUGUGGAGUAAACUGAAGAACACUAAACUUCAAUGGCUUCUCUAUCUCUUUGUUUAAAACCAUACAAAUUUUUUCCCAUCAAAUUUUCUCUCUCUCAAAAUUUUAAAACCCCAGAAAAUUACAAUAACAUAAUCAAUUAUAGUAAUAACGACCCUAUUAAUUUCAAUGUUAAAGGUAAAGAUUUGAAGCCCAUAAUUAUCACCGGCAAUCCUCCCACUUUCGUCUCUGCUCCUGAUCGUCGAAUUGUCGCUGUGGGGGAUUUGCAUGGAGAUUUGUCUAAGGCAAGAUGGGCGCUCAACAUGGCCGGAGUCUUGAGUUCAGAUGGUCGAGACUUGUGGACUGGCGGCGAGACGGUGUUGAUACAGCUUGGAGAUAUACUUGAUCGAGGGGAGGAUGAAAUAGCUAUCUUGUCAUUGUUGCGGUCUCUUGAUAUUCAGGCAAGAGUGGAAGGAGGAGCUGUCUUCCAGGUCAAUGGAAAUCACGAAACCAUGAACAUAGAAGGUGAUUAUAGAUACGUUGAUUCUGGGGGAUUUGAAGAGUGCAUGGAUUUCCUAGAGUACUUGAAUGAGUGUAAUCACAAUUGGGAUGAAGCUUUUAUUGGUUGGAAUGCUGUUUCAGAGAGGCGGAAAGAAGAUCGUCAAAAAUACCAAAAUAACUUUGAUCCUUGGAGUCUAAUUAAGUCUUGUAAUAAUACACAUGUAUUAGGACAGAAGCAGAGAGGAAUUAUUGCCCGGUCAGUCCUCCUUCAACCAGGAGGCCGACUUUCUCGUGAAUUAGCACGGCAUCCUAUUGUCCUUCAAGUUAAUGAUUGGGUCUUUUGUCACGGUGGACUUCUUCCUCACCAUGUUGGUUAUGGCAUAGAGAGGAUGAACAAAGAGGUUUCCCAUUGGAUGAGAGUGGAGCAUGACAAUGACGAAGAUACUACAUCCCCUCUUCCUUUCAUUGCCACGAGGGGAUAUGAUAGUGUUGUUUGGAAUCGCUUAUACUCAAGAGAUACUUCAGAUUUGGCUGACUAUGAAAUUAACCAGAUACAUGAAAUGCUUGAAGAAACUUUACGAGCUCUUGGUGCUAAAGCGAUGGUGGUGGGUCAUACCCCUCAGAUUGAUGGGGUGAAUUGUGAAUACAAUUGUAGCAUAUGGCGCGUUGAUGUAGGAAUGUCUAGUGGAGUUCUUAAUUCAAGACCAGAGGUUUUGGAAAUCAACGGCGACAAAGCAAGAGCAAUUAGAAGCCAUGGUGAUGCGUCCAAUGAACUACAGGUUCUCAGCUACUUAUAAAACAAAAGAAAAUGUAACUGGGAUGGAAGCAAUAUGAUUAAUUUGGCCAAUCUUGUAAAUAUUGAGCCAAUAUGUUCGUUUGUUGAUAAUAAUGGUUGUGUGUUUAUUGCUUGUUUCAUUAAAAGAUCACAAUUUUGUUGCUAUGUUGAUUGUUGAUGAACGAAAACAAUUAUACUAUCACUUAAGAUAAAUCGUCGUGGUUAACUCGACAUAUAUGCAAAAUCCAUAGCAAACAAUAUUAUCACAUA
Messenger RNA from Chenopodium quinoa (quinoa), 1808 nucleotides. RefSeq names its product shewanella-like protein phosphatase 1. The record is from RefSeq and is a predicted model, not a curated record. The transcript is spliced from 9 exons. NCBI's taxonomy places the organism in Eukaryota, Viridiplantae, Streptophyta, Magnoliopsida, Caryophyllales, Amaranthaceae. Bases 319 to 1560 code for a protein of 413 amino acids. Gene Ontology annotation, molecular function: hydrolase activity.